AUGAAGCUCUUGUUGCUUCCGCUGCUGGUCCUUACCGCAUGGGCUGCCGAUUUCAGCCAGCCAGUCCUCUGGGAGGACUUGGCUGACCUUGAUAUCUUCCGUGUUGGCGAUACCUAUUACUACUCUGCUUCCUCUAUGCACUAUUCCCCCGGUGCCCCCAUUCUCCAGUCAUACGAUCUAGUCAAUUGGAAGUACAUCGGACACUCAGUCCCUACCCUGGCAUGGGGAGACAAGUACAGCCUCAUCGGGGGACAAGCUUAUAUCAAAGGCAUCUAUGCUUCCACGAUGCGGUAUCGCAAGAGCAAUCGUCUCUGGUACUGGAUCGGAUGCAUCGAAUACUCCCGCACCUAUGUCUACACCUCCCCAUCCCCCACUGGGCCCUGGAAGCAGGCCGCCAUGAUCAAUACCUGUUAUUACGACGCGGGCCUUCUCAUUGACGACGACGACACCAUGUACGUGGCAUAUGGUAAUACAAAGCUCUCAGUUGCCAAGCUGUCGCAAGACGGGUUGCGUGAAGUGACCAAGAAACAAGUUUUUGCUUCCUCAAUCCCUCUGGAGGGGUCUCGGUUCUACAAACGAAACGGCCAUUAUUACAUCUUCGUGACCAAGCCUGCCAAUGCCCAAUAUGUGCUCAAGGCCAGCAAUCCCUGGGGCCCGUAUACUCAGAAGCGGUUGCAGGAGAAUAUCGCAUCUCCCGUCGCGGGGAGCGGUAUCCCUCAUCAGGGAGGUCUUGUUGACACCCCCAGUGGGCAAUGGUACUACAUGGCGUUCGUCGACAAUUAUCCCGGCGGUCGAACUCCCGUGUUGGCGCCCAUCACCUGGGGUUCUGACGGCUUCCCAGCCAUCAAAACCGUCAAUGGAGGUUGGGGCCGGUCAUAUCCCUACCCUACCACUCCACGCCCGUUGGAACGCCCCACCGGAAUUGAUACGUUCGCCGGUACAUCUCUCAGCCCUCAAUGGGAGUGGAAUCACAACCCCGACCCGAAUCACUACACGGUCAACAACGGCCUGACUCUACGAACCGCCACGGUCACACACGACCUCUACGCGGCCCGGAACACGCUAACACACCGAAUCCUCGGCCCCUCAUCUACAGGCACCAUCGCGAUGACCCUGACCAACAUGAAGCCCGGCGAUCGCGCCGGAUUGGCCAUGCUGCGCCAGGAUUCCGCGUAUGUCGGAGUGGUCAAGAACGGAGGCACCCUGCGAGUGACCAUGGUCUCCGGACUCGCCAUGAGCAAUACGUGGGCCACCAUCUCAACCGGACGAGAAGUAGCCGGCGUCAAUCUACCCGGUGGAACGUCGAAGAUCUGGCUGCGCGCAUCCGCCGAUAUUCGACCGGGAAGCGGACGCACCGCGACCUUCCACUACAGUACCGAUGGCUCGCAUUUCCACUCCAUCGGGAAUGCGUUCACUCUGAACAACUCCUGGGAGUUCUACAUGGGCUAUCGGUUUGGCAUAUUCAACUACGCCACGUCUGCGCUGGGCGGAAGCGUUCACGUAUCUUCGUUCGAGCUCACAAAUUAA
This is a messenger RNA of Aspergillus clavatus NRRL 1, 1527 nucleotides long. Its product is annotated as putative xylosidase/glycosyl hydrolase. Bases 1 to 1527 code for a protein of 508 amino acids. Gene Ontology annotation, biological process: carbohydrate metabolic process. The record is from RefSeq and is a predicted model, not a curated record. NCBI's taxonomy places the organism in Eukaryota, Fungi, Ascomycota, Eurotiomycetes, Eurotiales, Aspergillaceae. Gene Ontology annotation, molecular function: hydrolase activity, hydrolyzing O-glycosyl compounds. The transcript has 2 exons.